GGAGAAUAAAAAUUUCUUUUCCAGUCCUCUGGAGCGCCCCUUCUUAUCUCUCGCGCUCCCUCUCCCUCGAAAGCCCACUCACAAACAAAGCCACCGAAGCUUAUCGCUGCGUUUAUUGCUUCUCUCUCUAUUCUAUUCCAUUCUCCAACCCUAGAUACAGGUUUCGCCAUGAAAGGAGCUAAAGCAAAGGGGAAGGCUGAGAACAAGCUCGCAGUGAAGGCUAAGCCUACGAAAAAAACUAAAGCCGUCAAGGAUCCGAACAAACCGAAGAGGCCUCCCAGCGCUUUUUUCGUCUUCAUGGAGGACUUUCGCGUAACUUAUAAGAAAAAGAAUCCAGCAAACAAGUCUGUUUCCGAAGUUGGUAAAGCCGGCGGGGCAAAAUGGAAGACCAUGACCGAAGCUGAAAAAGCUCCCUACGUCGCUACUGCUGAGAAAAGGAAGAAGGAAUACGGUAAGAAAUUGAAGGAGUAUGAAAACAAACAGAGUAACGCUACUGCGGACGAGGAGGAAUCUGACAAGUCAAAGUCUGAGGUCAACGACGAUGAAGACGACGAAGAUGGAAGUGACGAUGGUGAUGAAGACGAAGACUCUGAUUAAAAAUCCCCUGGCCGAGACGUGAUGGCUGAUAUAUUUUGCUGAAGCGUUGUGCGAUAGUGGAAGGAUGUUCUAAAGAAACGUUUGGCUAUGGGAUUAAUUAACUAGCCUAUAGUAGUAGUUGCUCUUUCCUAUUUUCUUUCCCUUUUUAUGUUUUUUGGAGGAGUGUUGGAUGGGAUAGAAAAAUGGGUACUCAGUCCAAGUUGGGAGUAUUUGGUUCAAUCCAUUGCUCCAUGUACUUUACUAUUAUGAUGAAUAUUACGAUUUUAAUCCAUUGUUAUGCUUAUGAUUGGCAAUUAUACGCUCCACGAAUUUUACAUGAAUUAGUUUGGCUCUUGAUUUGGAUUUCCAGAUUUAGUCUGUUUUCAUUUUGUCUUAUAGAGG
Messenger RNA from Cuscuta europaea, 978 nucleotides. The record is from the annotation of a GenBank genome assembly. Lineage: Eukaryota; Viridiplantae; Streptophyta; Magnoliopsida; Solanales; Convolvulaceae.